This is a messenger RNA of Daucus carota subsp. sativus, 2016 nucleotides long. Its product is annotated as pyrophosphate--fructose 6-phosphate 1-phosphotransferase subunit beta. The record is from RefSeq and is a predicted model, not a curated record. Lineage: Eukaryota; Viridiplantae; Streptophyta; Magnoliopsida; Apiales; Apiaceae. The coding region runs from base 114 to 1814 and encodes 566 amino acids. Gene Ontology annotation, cellular component: cytosol. Gene Ontology annotation, molecular function: 6-phosphofructokinase activity; ATP binding; diphosphate-fructose-6-phosphate 1-phosphotransferase activity. Gene Ontology annotation, biological process: response to glucose; photosynthesis; fructose 6-phosphate metabolic process. The transcript has 16 exons.
UGACGGACACUCCAAUGACACUACUAUAAAUACGCACACAUAAGUCCAUAACACAACAGCUGCGUGAAAAACGAUAAACGAUCAUUUGCAUUCCAGAACCUUCUUUUUCUUCAAUGGCGCCUUCUCCAAUGCACGCUAACGGCGAUAUCUCCGCCGCUAAAACUCCGGUGACGGGGCGUUUAGCGACGGUGUAUAGUGACGUGCAGAACAGUCGUUUGGAUCACUCUCUUCCCCUUCCUAAAGUUAUCAAAAAUCAAUUCGAUGUUGUUGACGGUCCUGCUAGUUCCGCGGCAGGAAAUCCAGAUGAGAUUGCGAAGUUGUUUCCAUGUCUUUACGGACAGCCAUCAGCAUUGUUGGUACCGGCAGAUGGAAGUAAACUAGCAUCUGAGCAGAAGCUGAAGAUUGGUGUGGUAUUGUCCGGUGGCCAAGCUCCUGGAGGACAUAAUGUUAUCUCUGGUAUUUUUGAUUAUUUGCAGGAGCACUGCAAAGGGAGCACAUUGUAUGGCUUCAAAGGUGGACCUGCUGGGAUCAUGAAGUGUAAAUAUGUGACAUUAACCUCAGAAUACAUUUACCCUUACAGAAAUCAGGGUGGAUUUGAUAUGAUUUGCAGUGGUAGAGACAAAAUUGAGACUCAAGAACAGUUUAAGCAAGCUCAAGAAACAGCACAGAAGCUGGAUCUUGAUGGGAUUGUCGUGAUUGGUGGGGAUGACUCAAACACCAAUGCUUGCCUCCUUGCUGAAAACUUUAGGAGUAACAAUUUGAAAACCCGGGUGAUCGGAUGCCCCAAGACAAUUGAUGGUGACUUGAAAUGCAAAGAGGUCCCUACAAGCUUUGGAUUUGAUACUGCAUGCAAGAUAUAUGCUGAGAUGAUUGGAAAUGUCAUGACUGAUGCUCGUUCCACUGGAAAAUAUUAUCAUUUUGUAAGACUGAUGGGACGUGCUGCUUCGCACAUUACCUUGGAGUGUGCUUUACAAACUCAUCCAAAUAUUACUCUUAUUGGAGAAGAGGUGGCCAGCAAAAAGGAGACUCUUAAAAAUGUCACCAACUACAUUGCUGAUGUGAUCUGCAAGCGUGGAGAACUUGGAUAUAACUAUGGUGUGAUACUUAUUCCAGAAGGGCUUAUUGAUUUCAUUCCCGAGGUACAGCAGCUUAUUGCUGAACUAAAUGAAGUUUUGGCCCAUGAAACUGUCGAUGAAGGUGGUCUCUGGAAACAGAAGCUUACAUCUCAAUCUCUGCAACUGUUUGAACUACUACCUACUGCAAUUCAGGAACAACUGAUGCUUGAAAGAGAUCCACAUGGAAAUGUCCAGGUUGCCAAAAUCGAAACAGAGAAAAUGCUUAUUGAGAUGGUUGAAGCUGAAUUGGAGCAGAGGAAGAAAGUGGGAGGAUAUAAGGCUCAGUUUCAAGGACAAUCCCACUUUUUUGGCUAUGAAGGUAGGUGUGGCUUGCCUUCUAUGUUUGAUGCUACAUACUGCUAUGCAUUGGGUUAUGGUGCCGGAGCUCUACUUCACAGCGGAAAGACAGGAUUGAUUUCUUCUGUCGGGAAUUUGGCUGCCCCAGUUGAGGAGUGGACCGUUGGUGGUACUGCAUUGACCUCUUUAAUGGAUGUUGAAAGGAGACAUGGUAAGUUCAAGCCUGUCAUUAAAAAGGCAAUGGUGGAGCUUGAAGCUGCACCAUUCAAAAGUUUUGCAUCCAUGCGUGAAGAGUGGGCUCUUACAAAUCAAUACAUCAGUCCAGGUCCGAUCCAAUUUGUUGGCCCGGAAUCUGACAAAGUUAAUCACACCUUAUUGCUGGAGCUUGGAGUUCAGGCUUAGUUCCUCAUCUAUGCGUAGUUAGAGCCUUGACAGCCUUGACAGAAUCUCGGAGAAACUUGAGGCGGCAGUAUUUUACUCGAAUAAUUAUUUCCGGAGUUUUAAAAACUUUUGUCUUGGUUAGAGAUAUGCUGAUCAGUGAGCAAACAUUAUGAACAGUCUAAUUCUUCAUUAACAAGGACACCGUUUUUAAGGUUUCAAAACA